AGGGAGCCCCAGUGUCUGGAUCCCAUUUCCAGGGGAGUCCCAGUGCCUGGGAUCCCAUUUCCAGGGGAGCCCCAGCAGUGCCUGGAUCCCAUUUCAGGGGUCCCCCAGUGUCUGGAUCCCAUUUCCAGGAGUCCCCCAGUGCCUGGGACCCCAUUUCCAGGGGAGCCCCAGUGCCUGGGAUCCCAUUUCCAGGGCAGCCCCAGUUCCUGGGAUCUCAUUUCCAGGGGAUCCCAUUUCCAGGGAUCCCCCAGUUCCUGGGAUCCCAUUUGCUGUGGACCCCAGUGCCUGGAUCCCAUUUCCAGGGGAUGCAAUUUCCAGGGGUCCCCCAGUGCCUGGGGUCCCAUUUCCAGGGGUCCCCCAGUUCCUGGGGUCCCAUUUCCAGGGAGCCCCCAGUGCCUGGGAUCCCAUUUCCAAGGGAGCCCCAGUGUCUGGGACCCCAUUUCCAGGGGAGCCCCAGUGCCUGGGAUCCCAUUUCCAGGGGAUGCAAUUUCCAGGGGAGCCCCAGCAGUGCCUGGAUCCCAUUUCAGGGGUGCCCCAGUUCCUGGGGUCCCAUUUCCAGGGGAGCCCCAGUUCCUGGGGUCCCAUUUCCAGGGGAGCCCCAGUUCCUGGGGUCCCAUUUCAGGGGUGUUGCUUGCAGGAGUGGUGACGCUGCUGUCGGAUUAUGAAGUGUGCAAGGAAGGAGAUGUUCUCACCCCAGAACAGGCCCGAGUGCUGAAACUCUUUGGCUACGAGAUGGCAGAAUUUAAAGUCACCAUGAAGUUUCUGUGGAAUUCUGAGACAGGAGACUUCCAGAAGCUCGUGGGAGAUGCAGCAGAGGAGGAGGAAGAGGAGGAUGAUGAUGAUGAUGACAGCAAUGAGGACUAACAGCUUGGCCACCAGACAGUUCUAUUUUAGGGACAAAAAGAGGAGAAUAUUUCCCUUCCCUGGGUACACCUGGACUGGCAUGAUCUUUAUAGAAAAUGACCUACCUAUGCUUUUUUAUAUUUAUAUAAAUAUCUAUGUGAAACUUCA
Molecule: messenger RNA, 1011 nt
Organism: Zonotrichia albicollis (white-throated sparrow)
Lineage: Eukaryota; Metazoa; Chordata; Aves; Passeriformes; Passerellidae
Source: RefSeq, a predicted model, not a curated record